AUGUGGGAUGGUGUUUAUCAAGAGGUGAAAGGUUCCAUGGGUGGAUUGGCGGUUCUUUGGAAUCCAGAUAAAGUGGCAGUAGACUUGAUCAAUAAGAAAGAUUAUUGGAUGCACUAUAAAGUAAGAAUAUUACAGGAAGAUUUGGAAUUCUCCCUAAUCAAUGUUUAUGGACCUGCAAAGACAGAAGAAAAGAAAAGGUUUUGGAAAGAAAUUACAGAUCAGAUCAAAAUGGUAGAGUCACAGAAAGCAAUUAUGGUGGGAGAUUUCAAUACAAUACUCAAAAAUGAUGAAAAAUUUGGAGGUUUAAGAAUGAAUGCCCAAGUGAUGGAAGAUUUCAGAGAUUUUGCAGCAGACAAUAACCUCUUUGAUGUUGUCCCUAAAUCUGGAAAAUUUACUUGGACCAAUAGGAGGGCAAAUUUUUGCAGAAUUUCUGAGAGAUUGGACAGAAUAUUUGCAGGUUCAUUUUGGUUAAGUGAUAAGUUUGAUUUGGAAUCAAUUAUCCACCCCAUAACACUUUCUGACCACUAUUCGAUUCAGUUAAAUUGCACAAUACCAUUGAUAAAGGUGAAAGGAAAUUUUAAGUUUUUGAGUAUGUGGUGGAGAGAUCCAAACUUUGAAGAAAACAUUGAAAAGUGGUGGAAAGAAUGUUCAGACAUUAAAGGCACUCCAAGUCAUUGUUUUGUCCAAAAGUUGAAAUACCUCAAAAACAAAAUUAAAACAUGGAAUGUGGUAUCCUUCAAGAACAUUUUUGCAGAAAAAAUCAGGGUGGAAGAGGAACUAAAUAGGAUCAAUAACUUGGUGAUCGAGAAGGGGAUGACGAAUGAAGAGUUCCAUGCUGAGAAUUCCCUUAAAGAAAAACUCGCACAAAUUCUCCUGAGAGAAGAAAUGUUUUGGAGGGACAAAUCUAGAUAA
Messenger RNA from Cryptomeria japonica (Japanese cedar), 912 nucleotides. RefSeq lists its product as uncharacterized. NCBI's taxonomy places the organism in Eukaryota, Viridiplantae, Streptophyta, Pinopsida, Cupressales, Cupressaceae. The record is from RefSeq and is a predicted model, not a curated record. The transcript has a single exon. The coding region runs from base 1 to 912 and encodes 303 amino acids.